Messenger RNA from Pistacia vera, 1290 nucleotides. Its product is annotated as angio-associated migratory cell protein. The coding region runs from base 175 to 1290 and encodes 371 amino acids. The record is from RefSeq and is a predicted model, not a curated record. The transcript has 11 exons. Gene Ontology annotation, molecular function: protein binding. NCBI's taxonomy places the organism in Eukaryota, Viridiplantae, Streptophyta, Magnoliopsida, Sapindales, Anacardiaceae.
CGUAUUGUCGUUUGAGCGGCGGCCGCAAAGCCAAAAGCUUCUCACUGUAUUUGAAUUGGCUCGGAAGCCAGAACUCAUAGACGAUCACACCUCCGUAUUCACAAGAACGCACCUAAAAGAUUCGUUUUUUUUCUUACCUCAACCCACUGAAAAGCACUUUUAAAGAGAAAGAAGAUGAGCAAUCCAGACCAUGAUGAAGACGAUCAAGGCGAGGUUUUCCUUGAUGAAUCUGACAUCAUACACGAAGUUGCAGUUGAUGAUGAAGAGCUUCCUGAUGUGGAUGACGAUGAAAAUGAUUCUGAUGUUGAAAAUGCAGAUCAACCUGAUGAUUCGACGCACAUAUUCACGGGUCAUACUGGUGAAGUUUAUGUGGUUGCAUGCAGCCCAAUGGAUGCUUCACUAGUGGCGACUGGAGGUGGAGAUGACAAAGGGUUUCUUUGGAGAAUUAAUCGAGGAGAUUGGGUUUCUGAGAUAAAAGGUCAUAAGGAUUCCGUGUCUAGUUUGGCUUUUAGUACAGAUGGGCAGUUGCUUGCUUCAGGAGGCUUUGAUGGAAUUGUUCAGAUCUGGGACACAUUGUCUGGAGAACUCAAAUGUGCACUUGAUGGACCUGGAGGGGGCAUUGAGUGGGUUAGAUGGCAUCCGAGAGGACAUGUAUUAUUGGCUGGUUCAGAGGAUUCAACUAUUUGGAUGUGGAAUGCGGAUAGAGGUGCCUAUCUUAAUAUGUUUUCAGGUCAUGGUAGUAGCGUGACUUGUGGUGAUUUCACCCCUGAUGGUAAAAAAAUCUGUACUGGUUCUGAUGAUGCGACUUUGAGGGUAUGGGAUCCAAAAAGUGGGGAAAAUCAAGUCAUAAAAGGUCAUCCAUAUCAUACCGAGGGGUUGACAUGCUUGACCAUAAGCCCUGAUUCAACCCUUGUUCUUACUGGUUCAAAGGAUAGUUUUGUCCAUUUGGUCAACAUUACAACUGGAAAGGUUGUAAGUUCUCUGGGUUCUCAUACAGAUUCAAUUGAAUGUGUUGCAUUUGCCCCAAGCGCGCCUUGGGCUGCAACAGGUAGCAUGGAUCAGAAACUGAUUAUUUGGGAUCUGCAGCAUUCAUCACCCCGCUACACUUGUGACCAUGAGGUCUGUUUUAGUAUUAGUUCGUAUCAGUAUAGAGACUCGAGGAAUGAACACGCAGAGCACUUAAGUAAUUUUGCAGGUGUUAUUGGAGAAUCAGCUGGUGGUAUAAAAGAAGUGUCAAUUCGGGCAACUCAGCUGGAAUAUCUAGGCCAUGUCGUGUCUGCCAGGGUGUAG